This is a messenger RNA of Oryza brachyantha (malo sina), 1143 nucleotides long. Its product is annotated as protein FAR1-RELATED SEQUENCE 5-like. The coding region runs from base 1 to 1143 and encodes 380 amino acids. Gene Ontology annotation, molecular function: zinc ion binding. The record is from RefSeq and is a predicted model, not a curated record. NCBI's taxonomy places the organism in Eukaryota, Viridiplantae, Streptophyta, Magnoliopsida, Poales, Poaceae. Gene Ontology annotation, biological process: regulation of DNA-templated transcription. The transcript is spliced from 3 exons.
AUGGAGGUAGCAAUCAGAGAAGUGUGGCCAAAAUCGAUCGAUAGAGUUUGCAAGUGGCAUGUACUGAAGAAUGCAAAAGAGAACCUAGGGAACAUUUACAGUAAGAGAAACAAGUUCAAAGAGGAGUUUCUUAAGGUUUUGAAUGAACCCCAAUCAAUAGAAGAGUUUUUGAGGGCUUGGUCAGAUUUAGUGCAGAAGUAUAACCUAGAGUCCAGUGUUUACCUGCGUCGAAUGUGGGACAUGAAAGAACGUUGGGCUCCUGCUUAUUUCAGGGGACAUUUUUUUGCUAGAAUGUCAACUACGCAAAGAAGUGAGAGCAUGAAUCAUGUUCUGAAGAAGUACAUCAAACCUUCGUCUUCACUCAAUGGUUUUUCUAGAAGGUAUGAGAAUUUCUUCAAUGAUAGGAUUCAAGAGGAAGAUGCCGAGGAGCAUGACACCUUCAAUCUAAUACAUAUUGGUGAUGAAGCCUUGGAAAGUUGGGGUGGUAAAAUGUUUGAAGUUCAGGUUGACAUGGCUACACAGGAAAUGUUAUGUGGUUGCAAAAUUUUCGAGCACUUGGGAAUCCUUUGCUCCCAUAUUAUUAGAGUUAUGGUGCAGUAUGGCUUCACAGAAAUUCCUCAUAGAUACAUUAUGAAGAGGUGGACAAAGGAUGCUAGAAACAUAAUUCCAAAGCAUUUGGAAGAGUACUACCUGGAGGAUAAGGAGGCAGCAACAUCAAGAACAUAUAGGAGCACUGUCCUUCACAAAUCUGCACUUGAUGUGUUAAGGUUUGGUGGUGCUAGUGCAGAAACUUAUGAGAAGACGGUAGAAGUUUUGAGUAAGCUACUUGGUGAAUUAAAGGUGAUGUCUACUUCACAAGCUGAAAAUAAGUCUGACGGUGGUUGUUGUGGGAGAAGGGUAGGAAAGAAACCAAUUAUUGACAUGUCUUCGAGUGAUGACAGCUUCGAAGCAGAGAAUGGAACAUCUAACCACACCGAAGAGGAAGAGUCUGGAGAUGAUAAAUUCGAAGAACAAGGCAUGACUAAAGCUAAUGAAAACGACAUACUCCCACUAAAAAUAGAAGAGGUUGAGGUCGACCGAAGAGUACCAGACUCAAGUCAAUGGGGGAAACUGUUAGCAAGGCAAAGAAGAAGAGAAAGAUAG